AUGCCUGUUCCUGGCAUUCAUUUCGAAGAAGAUGAAGAAGACGAGCACACCGCCGAUGACGCUCUGACACCCCUCCAACUCGCAGCCUGGGAAGGCGAUCUUGCCACCGUCUCGAGGCUCUUACAGCAAGGCGUGGACCCCAACGAAACUCCCCAUGGCUGGUACGGCAAGACAUCUCUGCAGGCGGCUGCUCUCCGAGGGCACGUUGGAAUCGUGGAUCUUCUUUUGGAAGCUGGGGCCGAGGUCGAUGCACCGGGUGGCAACAACGGAGGUCGCGCGGCGCUUGCGCUCGCUGCUGGAGCUGGAAAGAGUGCAGUGAUAGAGCGACUACUUAUUGCAGGUGCCGAUAUGAACUUGCCUCCGCAUAGAUAUAUGGGCCGCAGUCCUCUCCAAGCUGCUGCAGAAUUCGGAAACGUUGGAAUUGUCAAGACAUUGAUUGAAGGAGGCGCUGAACUGGAAGGCCCAAUGGCUCAGCAUUUUGGUCGUACCCCUUUGCAAGCAGCUGCUGAGAAUGCGCACGUGGAUGCGGUUGAAUUCUUCCUGGGCCAUGGUGCAAGCGUGAACACACCGCCGUCUCGUUAUAAGGGUGUUACGGCGCUCCAAGGCGCUGCAGCAUGCGGGAAUGUAGACUUGGUACACAGACUUGUCGAAGCUGGUGCGGAUGUUAAUGCCUUAGGCAGUUAUUACCAGGGAGGUGCGGCUCUGUGGCUGGCUGCUAGUGCGGGUCAUGCAGAGGUUGUCGAGAUGCUACUGAAUGCCGGCGCAGAUCAAAGCGCAGUAUCUGGGAAUCAAGGGAAGCAGUGCACGGCUCUGCAAGUAGCAAAUUUGAAGGGAAGAGAGGAUGUCGUGGAGCUAUUGAAGGUCUGGCAAAAGAAUGGCGUCACCUCGAUAGACCAUGCUCCUGGGUAA
Didymosphaeria variabile is the source of this 909-nucleotide messenger RNA. RefSeq lists its product as uncharacterized. Gene Ontology annotation, cellular component: nucleus; cytoplasm. The coding region runs from base 1 to 909 and encodes 302 amino acids. The record is from RefSeq and is a predicted model, not a curated record. Gene Ontology annotation, molecular function: protein binding. NCBI's taxonomy places the organism in Eukaryota, Fungi, Ascomycota, Dothideomycetes, Pleosporales, Didymosphaeriaceae. The transcript has a single exon.